GCGAGCCAGCUCUGCUUCCUUCCGAUUCAGCAUUUCUGUGCCACCUGUUUCCGCCUUCCGCUGCUGGGGUUUUAGACAAAAUCACUCUUCCCAUUUCUCGCGUCCCCAGACCACGAGACCACGACCACGAGCAAGGCUACCCACUCCCUCCCCCCCUCGAUCCGCUGAUUUGUUUCACCCAUCUUCCUGCCUCCACGGAUCUGCUCGUCCUGGAAGGGGAGGAGGACGCUGGAGGCGUCUUGGCGGCGAGGAUUUGCGAGCUGUUGUGGUAGUGGGACAUGAGGAUUUGCGAAUUGGGAGACGGUGAUGGGGGGCUGGCGGGUCAGCAGGAGCAGCAGGAGGAGGAGGUUGGGGCGAGCGGUGGCGGAGAGGUCGUAAGGCUGAAGGCGAAGCGCGCGCUAGUCGGUGCCGGCGCGAGGGUGCUGUUCUACCCGACGCUGCUCUACAACGUCCUGCGCAACCGCUUCGAGGCGGAUUUCCGGUGGUGGGAUCGCGUCGACCAGUUUAUUUUACUUGGCGCUGUUCCAUUUCCAAGUGAUGUUCCGCGUUUGAAGCAACUUGGAGUUCGAGGAGUUGUGACUUUGAAUGAACCUUACGAGACUCUUGUUCCGACAUCUUUAUACCAGGCCCAUGAGAUUGAGCACCUGAUGAUUCCAACAAGAGAUUAUCUGUUUGCACCUUCGGUCGAGGAUAUUUCUCAAGCCAUAGAUUUCAUCCACCGGAACGCAUCACAAGGUGGUACUACCUAUGUUCACUGUAAAGCUGGAAGAGGACGUAGCACCACUAUUGUAUUGUGCUACUUGAUUAAAUACAGAAGCAUGACCCCUGAAGCAGCUUUGGAUCAUGUCCGAUCCAUUAGGCCUAGAGUACUUUUGGCACCAUCACAGUGGCAGGUUGUUAGCACAUUUGGGACUCUCGUCACUGGACAACUUCCAGUACGAAGUACAAAACUAGGCAGUUUCCUAGAAGCCAUUGAUGCUUGCCGCACAGACACAGAAUAUGAUGAUUACCAUGCGAUGGAGUUUGAUUACGAAGAUAGCGGCUUGCCACUUUCUCAAAUUAUGCUACCUAGGCCAACCAGCCCCACUGGCUGUAUCGAUGCUGUCCUUAUAACAGAGGCAGACCUUGAGGGCUAUGAUACUUAUGUUAAUACCAGGAAGGAUGCCCUGGAAGUAGCCACUCGCAGGCCCAUCAUGAGGAGAUUGUCCUGCCUCUUUGGUUCCCUGAAACUUAAUAGCAGCAACUGUGAACCAGCUCAAAGCUGCUUCAGUGAGGUUCGUGCCUGCUAGGUUGCUUCUUUUUCCCAGUUUUCCAUUUUGUGAAUGAAGAGUGUAUCUCUAGAUAGGCGUUCAGCCAAAUAGGAUUGUAGAAGCUGCGGAGUUUCUUCUAUAGCCAUGGCAAUGCCGCCACCGGGAAGAAAGUUGUGUGCACAUCCAUAGAGGUUCUAGUCCUUGAGUGUAGAGUUGUGAAUGUGUCGAUUAUCCAUGUUUUUCCUCGAAAACAUGUGAUUCAUUUGCAUCAUUGUUUCCUUGGAAUAAAAAGGCUAUUCCAGCCAACGGGGGUGCAGUGACCCCCCAAUUCGAUUGAUUCUUGACAAAUUUGUACCAUCUGUGACCUGUGAAUUCAUUCUGUGUACAAGAAAUUGAUUUCCUUUUGUGUUAGCCAA
Messenger RNA from Setaria italica (foxtail millet), 1666 nucleotides. Its product is annotated as putative dual specificity protein phosphatase DSP8. The coding region runs from base 279 to 1289 and encodes 336 amino acids. The record is from RefSeq and is a predicted model, not a curated record. Lineage: Eukaryota; Viridiplantae; Streptophyta; Magnoliopsida; Poales; Poaceae. Gene Ontology annotation, biological process: protein dephosphorylation. Gene Ontology annotation, molecular function: protein tyrosine/serine/threonine phosphatase activity; phosphatidylinositol-4,5-bisphosphate 5-phosphatase activity. The transcript is spliced from 6 exons.